Monascus purpureus is the source of this 753-nucleotide messenger RNA. The record is from the annotation of a GenBank genome assembly. NCBI's taxonomy places the organism in Eukaryota, Fungi, Ascomycota, Eurotiomycetes, Eurotiales, Aspergillaceae.
AUGACCGGUCCGACAGCAACUCUUACCCCCCUCUCCCGCGCCGACGGCUCGGCAUCCUACACCUGCCCAUUCACCGGAUCCAGCAUCUUGAGCUCCGUGAACGCACCCGUCGAGCUCCCGGGACGUCGCGAUGCCUUGAAACCGGAGGAGGCGACGGUCGAGGUUUUUGUGAAACCUGGCACGGUGCCGCCUAGCGUUGGAGAACGAUAUGCCGAGGGAGUUAUCCGAAACAUGCUAGGACAGUUGAUACUAGGCCGGGAGAAAGGAUUUCCUAGACGCGGCAUUGUGCUUACGUUGGCUAUUGUCGGUGGUGAGAGUGCUAAGAGAGGAGAUUCGUAUUUAACUCUGCUCCCUUCUCUGCUCCAUGCAUCCCUUCUGGCACUGUUGUCCGCUUCCGUUCCAUUGUCCAUGACGUUUACUUCUACCGUUCUUGCGGUAACUUUCUCGGGGGAUAUCAUCCGUGAGCCGUCUGCGAAGGAUGUCGCGGCCGCAUCGUCGCUGCAUGUGUUGGCAUUCUCGUCAAAGGGCCAUCUUCUCUUGAAUGAGAGUGAGGGGGUUUUCGAUUUUGAUACAUGGGACAAGGUUUACGAGCGUGCAUUGACAAACUGUCAUGGUGCGAAGACCAGCUCGUCGGAUGGAGACGUCGCUAUGGCUGAAGAUAUGGACGGUCGGCCUCUGGAGAGUUUCAUUCGAGAGACGGUCGAAGACCAGAUAUACCAUGACUAUGCGUGGAGGGUUAACGCUGCUGAUUAG